Molecule: messenger RNA, 930 nt
Organism: Metarhizium acridum CQMa 102
Lineage: Eukaryota; Fungi; Ascomycota; Sordariomycetes; Hypocreales; Clavicipitaceae
Source: RefSeq, a predicted model, not a curated record
AUGCAGUUAAAGAAUGUCAUCCUGGCAGCGGCAGUCGGGCUUGUCGACGCUCAGCGCCCCAAGGACCAAAGCAUCUGCGACUAUUACACGACCGCGUUGCUGAAGACCAACAACGCAACAAACCAGGCUACGCUGCUGACCCUGUUGGUAAACACAGUCGUCAUUGGAAAUUACACCAUGCCUAACCAUAAUGCCGUUCCUGGCAUCCUCGGCCCCGGCGAGAUUGACGGCAAACAGGUCAACCUUGCUCCUUACUUCAACGGUGCGCUUGCUUCAACGAAUACUGGUGGAAAGAUGGGCGAGUCUGUCAACUUCUUAGACGGCGGUGGCGCGGCGCCCCUGAAAGAGAACAAGCCCGCCAAUGACGACAAAAGCCAUCAGUACUUCCUCCUCACGCACUUAUACGAGUUCUUUGGAAGCCUCACAGGAUGCAGCAUGCAAGGAAUGGCCGGAUUCGACGCGUACAGCGGGCAUGCUUCCAUGGCAGAGGUUCACAAGUUCAUGGAUCUUGGAAAGCCAGAGAUGGACUACUUUGUGGCGCAGGUUGGCCUCGCGGCGGCCUCUUUUGGCGUGGCCAAGGACGACGUCACUGCCAUUGCCGACUCGCUCAACGCUGUUUUCAAUGUUGCUUGCGGGCCGCCCACCACUGCCGUUAAAGCGCAGGGCCCUCAGCUGCAAUCCAUCUGUAUCGACCAGUCUACUUGUCCCAAGGCUGCGAAGGAUCCCAUGUGCGACAGGUACCCGGCUGUUGUUAAGCCUAGCAACGCAACGGGCACCACGAUGCCAUCUGGGAGUACGAGUGCGACCGGCACCGCCUCUGGAACGACCGUGCCAAGCGGAACUGGUUCGGCAGUGCCGACUGCUGCUGCUGCCGUGAAUGGAUAUAGCCUUGCGGCUGCUGUCGCUGGGCUGGCCGCUUUCCUUGUGUAG